UCUUGUAAUUGUCUAGCAUUUUGCAAGUGUUACAUUGGUGCGCGUGACCCGAAUGAGAUGCUAAGGAAAAGUGAUGGAUGAAUGGAUGAUGCGCACCGUUUUACCCACCUACAUGUCAAGUACGUGCAUUUACAUGCCAGCUUCCUUCUGCCUCCAGAUGUGCAUUUUAGAGUGCAAGGGUCAGAUCUCCUCCUCGCGCACCUGGGAGUUGUGUGAGCACGCCCUGAAGCUCGCCAUCUAUCCUCCGCUUGCCGAGGAAGGCGGCCUUCUGAAAAGCACGGCGGGAGAGCUGCAGAUGACCUCCCUGGAUCUGACCUCUGAUGGUGAACUGCAAUCAGCGGCCGCACAACCUUACCAAGAGGAGGACGAGGACCUGGUCGAGGCCCCCUUUGAGCAGCGCCGCGUCCAUUACGAUUCAUCGCUGCUGGAAUCCUCGGAGGCGGGGGAGGACGUGCAGAGCCUGGCUCUCCAUCUGAACGACGGAGACAGCGAGCAGAGGGAAGGCGGGAACGUCAGCGAGCGGGAUGAAAGCUCGGAGGCCGUUAGCUUAUCGAAACGCUUCGGCGGCUUUCAGCGGGGGCGCCACGGUUACAGGAAGUUGAUUGGCUCCCCCGCGAGACACCUCCAGAAGCGCUACGGAGGCUUCAUUGGCGUCCGCAAAUCUGCCCGAAAAUGGAACAGUCAGAAACGGGUCAACCAGCUGCUCAGGCAGUACCUCGGCAUGAGGAGCAGCCGCAGCGGCCGCUUCAACUUCUCCCCGGUAACAAGAGCCUGGAGGCAAAACAAACUGUAAACACGUUGCCCAAAAUCCUGCUACGCAUACCUCAACCACUCAUCUUUUCAACAGUCUGAACUGUGACUUCCACCAUCGUCGUCGGCUCUUUGUGUCCAACCAGUA
Hippocampus comes (tiger tail seahorse) is the source of this 898-nucleotide messenger RNA. RefSeq names its product proenkephalin-A-like. Gene Ontology annotation, cellular component: dendrite; axon terminus; plasma membrane. Gene Ontology annotation, biological process: sensory perception; chemical synaptic transmission; neuropeptide signaling pathway. Bases 74 to 793 code for a protein of 239 amino acids. The transcript has a single exon. Gene Ontology annotation, molecular function: opioid receptor binding. The record is from RefSeq and is a predicted model, not a curated record. NCBI's taxonomy places the organism in Eukaryota, Metazoa, Chordata, Actinopteri, Syngnathiformes, Syngnathidae.